ACAAGAUUUUGCUAACUGGCUUUUGCAACUUGGAGAAGAUCGCCCAGAACAUACUGCAGAACGAGACGAUUAUAUUAAGCUUCCAGAUGAUAUUCUUCUACCUUUCCAAAAUAUACAAGAUUUUAUUAAUUUUGUUUAUCCCGAUCUUACUUCCGUUAAUACUAAUUCUUCUUAUUUUGUAAACCGUG
Racocetra persica is the source of this 188-nucleotide messenger RNA. Lineage: Eukaryota; Fungi; Glomeromycota; Glomeromycetes; Diversisporales; Gigasporaceae. The record is from the annotation of a GenBank genome assembly.